UCACCAAACUACGGCCCGCGGGCCGGAUACGGCCCGUCAGCACAUUUGGCCCGGCCCUCUGAACAAUACCAGAGACGCUAUCAAAUUUUUUUCCUAUUUGGCCUCCAGAAAAAAAAUCCUAGGCCCGGCCCUGUCAAAGAGAGAACGGAAUAAUGGCGAAAAGGUUAGGUAAGAGAAAAAUUGAUUCAGAAUGCAGGGUAUUUAACCUGCAGUGGACAAACAAUUUUUUUUUUGUUCAAUGCAAAGAAAAGGCUGUUUGUCUCAUCUGUCAAGAGACGGUGGCGGUAUUCAAAGAAUACAAUCUUCGCCGACACUAUGAAUCCCGUCACAAAGACAAGUACGAUAGCUUGCAAGGCCAAAUACGAGCAGACAAACUCUCAAAGCUAAAAAGUGGACUACUAUCUCAGCAGAAUACAUUUGUACGCCAAGCUCAGCUGAACCAGGCAUCCGUUCGGGCCAGCUUUCGGGUUGCUAAACUGAUAGCAAGAAGCGGUAAGCCUUUCACUGACGGAGAGUUUGUUAAGAAAUGUAUGGAUGCUGUCGCGGAGGAGGUGUGUCCCGAGAAGAAAGAUGCAUUUAAUGCCGUAAGUCUGUCGGCGAGUACAAUCACCAGACGCGUUGAAGAAAUCGGGAGUAAUGUAUAUGCCCAGCUGCAGCAGAAGACGAAAGAAUUUGACUUUUUUUCAUUAGCACUGGAUGAGAGCACGGACGUGCAAGACACAGCGCAACUGCUCAUUUUUAUUCGUGGAGUUAGCGCAAACUUUGAGAUAUGCGAGGAGCUGGCAGCCCUCCAAAGUCUCAAAGGGACUACAACGGGAGAGGAUAUUUUUGACAAAGUGUGCCAAACCAUGGAGAAGUUGGACCUGGACUGGUCAAAGCUAGCUAGCAUCACGACUGACGGGGCUCCUAGCAUGGUGGGCGAAACUCGCGGUCUAAUAGGACGCAUGAACCGGGAGUUGGAAAAAAGGGGUCUCACCGCCCCACUACGAGUCCACUGCCUAAUUCACCAGCAAGCACUGUGCUGCAAAGUGUUGAAGUGGGAUUCUGUAAUGAAGGUUGUGGUGUCGUGCAUAAACUUCAUCAGAGCAAAGGGACUGAAACACAGGCAGUUCCAAGAAUUCCUGUCUGAACUGGAGUCUACGCACAGAGAUGUGCUGUACUACACAGAGGUCAGAUGGCUGAGCCGGGGCAGAGUUUUGAGGCGUUUUUACGAGCUGCUACCCGAAAUUAACGCAUUUCUUCAUUUAAAAGACAAAACGGUCCCAGAGCUGAUCUGGCACCUCGCAUUUUUAACAGACGUGACAGAAAUACUUAACAGCCUUAACUUGCAGCUACAAGGCGAGGGGAAACUCAUUUGCGACAUGUAUUCACACAUAAAAGCAUUUGAGGUGAAAUUAGCGCUGCUUUUGGAACAAGUGAAAAAGCGCAACUUCGUCCAUCUUCCUGCUACCCAAAACCUGUCGACAGAGAACCCAGCGGUCCCGUUCCCAGCUGAAAAGUGCGUGGAAGCACUGGAAAUGCUGAAGGCGGAGUUCGGUGUGCGAUUCAGUGAACUACAUGUUCAUGCAAAAGAAAUCCGUCUUUUUCAGAACCCCUUUGUUGCCGACAUUGAUGAAGCCCAGCCUUCAUAUCAGUUUGAGUUGGCUGAGUUACAGAACUGUGAUGUUCUGAAAGACGCAUUCAAGCCCAACAGUCUCAUUGACUUCUAUGCCGCCCUCCCAAACGACACAUAUCCAAACAUCAAAAAACACGCAAUGAAAAUGUCCACAGUUUUUGGCAGCACGUAUAUCUGCGAGAAAACCUUUUCUCGCAUGAAACUGCUGAAAACCCCGAUGAGAUCAAGAUUGACAGAUGAACAUUUGCAUCAGUGCUUGAGACUGGCUGUAACUAGAAUGGAACCUGAUAUUCAACUUCUCACCAGCCAGAUGCAGGCCCACAGUUCACACUGAUGAACAUACAUAGGGAAGUUGAUGAGAGAGAGCUGCAAACAGCGGUGUCUACAAGCCUACUGGAACCUACAAAAGGAUUAUAAGGAAGGAACACAAGAACUUUAAGAGACUGCUCAUAUGUGUCAGAGAGAUUCUGCUCUGACAACUGAGCUGAACUUUUAUCUGUUAAGAUUGUGCAUGGCACGACAGAAAGUUAAUGUUCCAUGGCUUUUUUUUCUAUGAAGAACCCAGAGAGAGUUAUUUAGUUAUUAUUUAUUUCCUGUUUUUUCUGUGAAGAACUCAGAGAGGGUUAUUUAGUUAUUAUUUAUUUCAUUAAUAGUGUUAUUAUUUGUUUCCUGACUUUUUUUCUGUAAAGAACCUGGAAAGGGUUAUUUGGUUAUGUGUGGCUUUCUGGAAAACAAUAAAUUUUUUAAGUUCCCCUACGAUCGUCACACUUUUUCUGUUACAAACUGACA
This is a messenger RNA of Oncorhynchus nerka (sockeye salmon), 2404 nucleotides long. RefSeq names its product general transcription factor II-I repeat domain-containing protein 2-like. The record is from RefSeq and is a predicted model, not a curated record. The transcript has 2 exons. The coding region runs from base 153 to 1949 and encodes 598 amino acids. NCBI's taxonomy places the organism in Eukaryota, Metazoa, Chordata, Actinopteri, Salmoniformes, Salmonidae.